AUGCAGCAGCAGCUACCGGAAGGGCGAGAUUUACCUGAGCAGCAGCAAGACAACACACAGCCGCAGCCACUGAGGACUAUGACUCCGUUGACUCCUCGGAUGGCACCUACACAGUGGCAGGGAGAAGGCAAUGAGUGGGAGCAACCUGGUGUGGGUAUGGUGCAAGAUCCUAGAGGGCAAUGGUUUGUUUACAACCGGUUUGCGUCCCAAAGUGAUCCUCCUCCUUUACCACCAGGUUUGCGAGAUGAGUCGGAGCGUACGGGCAUGUGGUCGGGUUUGGCAAGAGCGGGCCAGGCCUUGAGAAGACGAAUGAUUGGCUCGGCGGCAUCAUCGCCGCAUCCUCCCUCGGAACCAUUGCCACCUCAGCAAGCGAGUCUCAUGCAACCCUCAAUGGCUAGAGCUAUGUAUGAGUGGACUGCGCGAACCUCUUUGAUCAGCCCAGGUCCUCACCCACCGCGUCAAGGUCAGGACCAGAUGAGUAACACCAGUUCGAUACCGCAAGAGCUGAUCAUGCAGGAGGUUCGCAACCAGGUUCGUGAAGCCAUGAGGGAGAAGGAGCUUGAGAUGAACAGUUUGAAGGGCCAGAACCGUGAGCUGCAGGAAGCCCUCCAGAGCUCUUUGAAGGCUUUGGAAACGGCGCGCAGGGGCGGUGAGGAUCGUGGCCAAGAACGCUCUCCAUGGGCUCCCGUGGAACUUCGAGGCAAGGAACCUGAAGGGCAAGGCGGGCAAGGAGAGCGGGGGCGUCUACAUGAUCUUCGUGAGCACCGCCUACGGCAAGAACAGCUGGAAGGAAAUCUCCCGGGAUCGGGCCUGACACGAGAUGUGGGCAAUCGAGGAGGAGAUCCUACCGGUCUUCGUUAUGGGGAUGUUGGAAGCUCGGGCACCAGAGCUCAAGGGGCCGAUGGUGAUGAGCCCAGGCGACCCAUGAUGGAGGGAGAACGAGGUGACCCAGGGGAUCCUCUACAAGUGUUGGCCCAGGGCAUGCGCCAAUUGCAGUUGGCGUACAUGGGCAAGUCUGAGAAGGACUCCGAUGUGAAGGGCAACGUUGAUGUGCCAGCGAUGCCGGAGGUGGGCACUGAGAGUGCCGUUGAGUUCUCGGACUGGGUGUACGAGACAGAGCAGGCUGUGGGAAGCCUAUCGGAUCAGGCUUCAACCUGGUUCGGUGCGUGCUUGGAGUUAGCCAGAAGGACGUAUGAUGAGUAUGUCAAUGCCACCCCGAUUGAGCGGUUGACCUUGGAUGUUGUGUUGCCGGAAGAGUUGAGGGCGCCACGCUGGGCCAGGCUCGAGAAGAAGGUGAUGAUGCUCCUUUUGGGAGCGAUGACCAGGACUGCGAAGGACGAUGUGAUCACCCAUCGGGUCAGGACGGUGCCGGGGGUUUUGUACAGGAUGCACGUGCUUUACCAACCCGGAGGGGCGUCAGAGCGAGCGGCAAUCCUACGUCAGCUCGAGGGCAAAGCAAUGGGAGAAGGAGUUCAUGAUUGCAUAGCAGCCCUACGAAAAUGGAGAAGGUAUCUUCAGAGGGCAGAGGAGAUGGGUGUGACGAUUCCGGACGCGAGCAUCCUUUUAAAGAGUGUGGAGCUGAUCAUUGAGCGGGCCUUGGAGGUGAAUGGAGAUGUCAAGUUUCGGUUAUCGUUGGUCAAGAAUGAACUACAAGUGCAGAGUCGACCCACUACCGCUAACGUCAUCCGCUUCUACAACCACGCCUUGGCCGAACUCCAACAAUCAGCACCAUCGCCAGCGGCUCCAGUCGAGUCUACAACACAGGAGCCGGCAUCGUCAUCUUCUACAAUGUCAAGAGAAGAGGCCAGAGCAGCAGAGGAAGGCCAGGUGAAGGCCCUUCUCCAGGAAGCGAAUGCGAUGCUGAGCAAGCUUGCCAAGCUGACGCCCAUCAAGGUUGUCUCGGACGAAGAGCUGGAGGAGAUGACCUUGGCUAUGAGCUCCUUGGAGAAUCCAAGGGACGAACGAGCAGGCCUUUUGGACACUGGUGCGUCACACUCGUUUCGUGUGCCGGUGAACCUCGAUGAGGAAGCUACAGCCGUACCGGUCAAGGUGGAAUUAGCGGGAGGACAAUACAUCACCCUGAAGCAGAACAGGGCGGGAACGCUCUUGGCUACCAAAGAUGUGGAAGGUGCUGUGGACUCCACUCCUAUAAUACCGCUUGGGGCCUUGGUGCAACAGUUGGGUUGUGAUUUGUCCUGGACGAGAAGCAGGGGGUUGAUAGUAUCUCACCCACAGUUUGGAGAACUACGCACUUUUGUCCGAGGAAACCACCCGAUGAUUGGAGAAACUCAAGCCCUCGCCUUGAUCGCGCAGCUGGAGGACGUGAAGCUUAGAGAGCUUGAAAACAACGUGGCGGGCACCUAUGUCAAGAUGAUGGACAUUGAAAAGGCAAAGGAGUGGGACGUGUGCAUGGCUAAGUACGCCCAGACAGGUCAAAGAAGUCACGCGCUGGAGGCCCUGGUUUCCGGGUACUCCCCAAUGGGCCCCCUGACACCAGAGAUGGCGGCGCUGAUUGCCAUUGAUGUGAAGAUGGACAACAAGAGUGCGUGGAACUACGUCAAGGCACUUCCCAUUCGCCGUUCGUUGAGGGAGACUAUGAUGGAAAAACGGUGGGCUGUGCGCCUCUUUGCUCAAGAAGGGGACACCGAGGUCAAAGCCUUGGACUCCGGAGAGGUGAUCUUUGUGGACAUCAAUGUGAACCGGAGCAAGCUAUUCAACCUACGUGGAGAGAGCCCAGCGUACAAGGCUUUGAUGUGGGCAGCUUUGAACGGAAGGAUCGAGGGCUUGUUUGGCGCGGUCCCUAGCAACUUUGGUGAGGAGCUGAGAACCAAGAUGAUGUGGCUUUGGAUGGUUACCAAGGUUGUGAACCAGAGCUGUGAUCUCCUGCCACCGUACCUUGCUAUGGGGGGUAAGGACAAUGAGGUGUUCUGGACCAGUGAGCAAUGGAAGGCGUUUCAACAUGAACACCAGCUGCCUUUAACGCAGGCCAUCGACCCCAACAGCGGCAAUGCGUUUCUGGUGGCUACAAACCUACAGCUACCAACGGAGAGACCAGCAGACGGCGUUCGCCUUCGGCAUUCAAGAACGUGGACUCCCGUCUUCUACCAAAACCUCGUGGAGGCCAUUAAGCACUGGCGGCGGUUCCCCAAUGGUUUGGCGAUCUCAAGGAUGAUAAAGAAGAUGGAUGGUCCCUUGCAUUCCAUGACGGAGGCAGAGAAGGCGAAAUGGAUGCGACAUCUACGAAACAACCACUUGCCGUUCGAGAAGAGGUGCAGGACCUGCAUAGAAACCAGUGCAACCGGACGAGCACACCGGAGGGUUAUCGCCCCAUCGUGCUAUGUGCUGUCAUUGGACCUGUGUGGACCCUUUCGUGUAAAGGGGGAAUACGCGGGGGCAAGGGGCUACAAGUACGCCUUGAUCGGUGCCUAUGUGAUGCCGAAGCUCAGUGGCUACAAGGAUGCACCAGUCGAAGAACCCGACCCUGAGGAGGAGGCGGCUCUUGAAGAAGAUGAUUGGAUGGAGGAGAUCCCACAAGGAGAAGAGCCGUUGGAUCCAAAGGAUGAGGCGGAGCUCAAGAAGUCAAAGGAGCGCUAUGAGGAGCUCUUGAAGGGCAUUGGCGAUUCUAUGGAGUAUCAGGUCCUCCACUAUGCGAUCCCGUUGAAGACUCGACUUAUGAGAGAUGUGGACAUGGCAGUGAAAACUCUUUACCUACAACUGAGAGCAGAAGGCCUACCUGUUACUCGUGUUCAUAGUGAUCGCGCAAGAGAGUUGAGAGGAGCUGAUCUACGAGCGUGGCUACUUCAUCGAGAUGUGCUCCCUACAUGUGGUGAGGCCCAAGUUCCUCAGACCAAUGGAAGAGCAGAGGCGGCUGUGAAGCAAGCAAAGAAGAGGGCGAAAACCUUGUUGAUGUCAGCAGGGUUACCGCGGGCAUGCUGGCCGUGGGCAAUGGCUUAUGGAGCAUACCAGCAGAGAGAGUUUGCUUUGUCCCGGGGGGCUUCGGUCAUUCCGUUUGGGUCACCUGUCCACGUUCGGAACAAGGUCUUCGGCACGGGAGACAAACAUGACUUGGACAGUCGCUGGAAGGAAGGGAUCUAUAUGGGUCCGGCACCAGAUAUACGAAAUGGACACACAGUUCGCUUCCCUGAAGGAAGAUAUGUCAGCAGUAUGCACCUGAGAACAAGAGUGGUGGACAUUGACAAAGAACUCAAGCUCGAUGAAGUGGAUAUGGACCUCCCUUCACCGUCGAGGCGAUUGAGAAGGAAGUCUGCGUCUACCAGGGUGGACACCGGACCGGGAGUUGGAGGAGAUCAAGACAACCUACCAGCAGAAGAUUUCGAUCCACAUCAUGAUCCACCUGGGAAAGAUGCAGACGAUGAUGGGCGAGGAGUGUUUGGAGAAGAUGAUGAAGAUCUGGAGUUUCCAGUAGAUUGGGUGGAUGGUCCAAUAGCAGUGGACAAUCUUUUUGACGACCUACCAGCAGAAGAUUUCGGUCCACAUCAUGAUCCACCUGGUCCUUUAUAUGAAAUGGAUGCAGCUUUACCGUCGGGGGUCCCUUCAGAUGAUGCAGCUUUACCGUCGGGGGUCCCAGGGCGACGUGUAACGGGCAAGUCUACCUUGAAGGUUUUGAGACCGCUGUCCUUGCCAGAACAAGAAGCUGAAGCGGUGGCGGAGGUCAAGUACCAGAAGGCCCUCAACGAGGACCACUUCAUGGAUAACCGGGAUGUUCUCACAUGGAGGAGUUUGUGGACUAAGGGAUGUUGCAGGAGUUCAGCAGUUUGGUGCCGUGGCAUUGUAAAGAACGCCAGCUUGGGUUGCCAUCGCGAUCUACACAAUCACCCUGGAAGCUACAAUGCCGUGUACCCCAUCAACGAGUUCAAGGGUGGUGGUAUAUGGAUACACGGUGAUCCCGAUGAAGACGAAGAAGUAUGCCGCAAGCAAGUGAAACCGGGGCUGUGGAAGGACGGAGUGCUAAGGGAGUUCGGGGACAGCCGGACGAUCUACUUUUCUCCUCGACAAUGGCAUGAAGUUCAACCUCAUGAUGGAGAUCGUUAUGUGCUUGUUGCCUACAGUCCACGGUGUUACAAUCUACGCGGUCAAGAUCGAAGGCAACUGAGUGAGUUGGGUUUCAAUGUGCUGAAACCAAAGGAAGAUGAAGGAGUGCGCAUGGGUCUUUUCAAGAAGGGUGAAGUCGAGAAGGUCGAGAAAGCAGCUUUGGAGUUGAACGAAGCACACCAGCAGUUGUUCGAGGACCUCCAAGAGCGGGCCUACGCACUACGGAUUCUUCUUGAGGAGGAGCAGGCGCUAGGAGAGGACCUCAAGGAUGCAAGUGCCGCUGUGAAGACCGAAGUCGAUACCAUUACCCAGGCUGUUGAGAACAUGAUCAAGAAUGUGGAUGAGAAGCUACAGCAAGGUGAUGCAGAUCGAGUGCGGCUUUGUGCAUUGGCGACACAGGUGCAAGAGGAGCCUGAUUAUGAGGCCAUGAUCGACGCGAUGGAGGGUGACUUACAGGUGGUACACACUGUGCCAUUAAACCAAGUCCGACCUGCAGUUGAUCGUUGGGAUGAAGCCAUAAAGAAGGAGCUGAAAAGUCUGUUUGACACAGGAACACUGAGGAAGAUAUCAUACAAGGAGGCACAAGCUCUUCAACGUGAUGGGCAGCUACGUUUGGUACCAAGUAAGGGCGUUCACACCCUGAAACCUCCAGAUGUACCAGGCCGUCGUUUGAGGAGGAGAUACAGACUCGUCCUUUGCGGAAACCAUGCAGACAAAGAGGAGGGCUACGGUUCUUUAUAUGCUGGCGGUGCUUCCAUUGAGACGUUCAGGGGGGCAUUGACCUACGCAUCUUUUCGGAAAUGGAGAGGGGCAUCCUCGGACAUUUCAUCUGCCUUCCUCCUUGCUGAUUGGCCGAAAAGUCUUUCACGAUAUGCCGUGUUGCCGCCAAAGUUUCUGGUGGACAAUGGCUACGUGGCUCAAGACGAGUGCUGGCUUGUGGAGAAACCUUUAUAUGGACUGAGAGAGUCUCCUUCGAUAUGGGUUGAUAAAGAGGUUUGGAUGGCAUUCGAUGAGAAGGGCAAUGAAAGAGCUAAGGGCUCGCUUGUUGCCCUCCUGGUGACCUAUGUAGAUGACCUCUUCUUCCUGGGAAGCACGAGUGUGGUGGAACUUCUUGAUGAGUGGGUGAGAAAAGAGUGGCCUUGCUCAGGGCUUCAAUGGGCUGAUGGUGAAGAUGGAGUCCGCUAUCUUGGAACGGAAGUCUAUCAAAGGGCUUCUGGAGCAUUUGAGUUGAAACAGACGGGCUACAUCGAGGACUUGCUGAGGGCCCAUGAGAUGACGGAUGCGUGCCCUACCAAGUUGCCGUGCCCCAAGGAGUGGAUUUCCGAGGACUUCGAAGCCUACGAGGAACAGUUUAACGAGGCGGACCUAAAGCAAGGACAACGUGCAGUCGGGGAACUUCUCUGGCUUACUAUGAGGACAAGACCGGAUUUGCAGUUUGUUGUUGGGCACAUGUCACAGUGGGUGUCGAAGCAUCCAAAGAGGGUCGAAAAGAUCGGUCGCAGAGUGUUGGCCUACCUGUCUGGCACAAAGGAGAUGCGAUUGGUCCUCGGCGAGUUCGGUGAUGUGGACACAGCGAACAAAGCAUACGAAACAAGCAGCAGCCAAAGCAGCAGCCACCACAGCGCGCACACAACAACCCAAGAUGCACAGGGUUCUACUGAAAGUACGGGUUUAACGGUGAUAGCAUACUCCGAUGCUAGUUUCGCCCCGACCGGAUCCCGUUCCUAUGGGGCCUCCGUGGUUACAGUAAACGGCAGCCCGAUUGCCUGGAAAGCAGGUCGUCAAGGGAUGGUCACAUUAUCAACCAUGGAAGCAGAGCUGCUGGAGGCAACUCAAACCGCCGUGCUGACAGAAGGACUUGCGUGCUUGCUAGACGAGUUUUGUGGAAGAAGAGUGGAGCGCUUACUUAGGGUGGACAAUGCUGCGGCCACCAGCAUGUUGUUGGGUGGUCCAGGUUCCUGGCGCACAAGGCACCUCAGAGUGCGCAGUGCACACAUCCUGGAGAGCGUUGAGUCUGGACAGCUUCGUGUGGAGUUUGUAGAAGGACUUAGGCAGCUAGCUGAUUUGGGAACCAAAAGCCACCCAAAGGCUAGGAUGUGGGAGCUAUUGCGUAUGUGGGGCUUUGAGAGCUUGCCGUCUGAAGCAGUGCAACUACAGGUGAUAAGGGCAGUGUUGCUGAGCCUGGUUACGUUGGCUUUGGAUGGGGCACCGAAGGCUCAGGCCCUCGAGGAGAAGGAGCCGUUGAAGGCAACAGGCGUUGACGAGCUGGUUUUGCUUGUAGUUGGCUGUUGUCUACUUGCAGUGCUUGGUUGGGAAAUCAUCAAGUGGAUUAGCAAGUGUGCUUGGACCCGUGCAGUUAAGGGACGAAAGGCACAACGACUUCAGCGCAUGAAGGACUUAGCCAAGGCAGCUGUUGAGAAUGAGUUAGAUCGAGUCUGGGACGUCCCGCAAGAGGCGUUUCAGGGAAGGUCUCCUGACAAGGAAGUGGAGCAAGCGGUUCAUGGUGCAAUGACUUCUGCUAUGAGCUCGGCCCCGGUGUUGUCACAUGCACGACAAGAGGGAAGCAAAAGGACUUUGAGCCGUGCGGGCAGAAUGAUUUCCACUGGAACGCAAACAGAUGAUUGGGAGAGGCCACGUGAUGUGCCCGAGGACCCUUAUGAGUAUCUGCGUUUCCCAGGGCCGUUCUACUUGACAGAGCAUGGCAAGAAUGUGCACACGAGGCAAGACUGUCACGGGUUUCGCCUAGCAUCGCAUCGUGUCAAGACCAUCGGGUUUUGCGACUGGUGUGAUGGUGCUGCACCGCUAUAUGUGAGACGAGAAAGACGAAGGGCAGCUCGAAGCACCCUGGGUUGA
Messenger RNA from Symbiodinium sp. CCMP2592, 7905 nucleotides. The record is from the annotation of a GenBank genome assembly. NCBI's taxonomy places the organism in Eukaryota, Dinophyceae, Suessiales, Symbiodiniaceae.